AAUGAAGAAUUUAUAGAUACCAGUGUUUAAGUGCCACCCUGGUCUUGUUACCUUCAGACGCCAUCACUCACCCGCUUUAGUCCUGGUUCCUGGAGGUGGUGGCUUCACUGAACAGCUAUCCUUUGUCCUUUGCCUCCGGUAAUCUCCGAGCAUGUUAUCUCCGGACCUGCUCACUUUUCGGUACAACAUGUGGACUAGAGUAGCCGACGGGCGAUGGGACUUAACAGCCUCCCCUCCUCAUCAGCUUAUAAACAUCUGGUGCAUCCAAAGACAGGUCGAUUGUACCUAGCAGCUGACUGUCCCCUCUAUCUCCAUCAAAGAGCCAGACAAAACAAGGACAGAAGAAAUUAAGGCGCUGGAACUGUGGAUAUUUUAGAUAUUUCCUUGCCGCUUUCUAGUUUCAAGACCCAUACAGAGGUAAAGCAUUGGGUGCGUCCAGUACAAAGAGGCUGAUGGCAUCUAGCAACUGAUGAUUAUGGCAUCUAUCGUCUAUUCCUAGCGCAGGACAAAAGCAAAAGUAGAAAAAAAAAGGGCAGUGGUGGCAUGGAUAUUUAAGAUAUUGGGUUUUUUUGGAUUGACACCAUUGCAAUUUUGGAACUUUGGAAGAAUAUCGUUACUAUUCGCCUAAUUGGAAGCAACUUGAAAUUUGUCACUGGAACACCAUGGAGUACGUAUCCGAUGGACUCGGGCCCAGCCGCAGGCGUAUACCCCCUGUCCGUUUUUCCGUAUGGCCCAUUUUGCCCCCGGGUCAAGAGGAAAAGGGCGUCGGCCUCCUCUGUCUUCCGCGCCCGACCACUAUUGUAUUCCUCCUCGCCUCACUCUAGGGUUAGGUGCCUCCUCCGCCGUCCAUGCAGACUCCUCCGGCCGCCGUCGACGCCGCAUCCGCCCGCCGUGGAUGCUGGUUCCAGCUCCGCCUCGGCCGUGGACGCCAACUCCUGCUGCAACGUGGACGCCGCAUCUAGGUCCGCCUCCGCCGUCAACGCUGCCUCCAGGUCCGCCUCCACCGUCGACACCGCCUUCUCCUCGGUCAUGGCAGGCACGGGUUCAAGCUGUUCGCAUCAGAGGAAGGCUCUCCCUCUCAUCCAAUGCCCCAAGUGCCACGCGCCGGUUGCUAAGUACAGGAGCAAGAAUGACAACAUCUACUACAGGUGCUCCAACAAGUGCGGUGAGUUCUGGUUCGAGGCUGCAUAUGAGCUGUAUUUGCGCGAUAAUCAUCGACAUCUAUUAGAGAGCUCUGUCGGUUCUGGGCACAUUCAAGAGGUCGAGCAGUCUCCUACGCCUGGUAUUCAAGGACAACAGCAGGUGGUUAGUGGGGAGUUGAGGAUUGUAGCACUUGACUUGAAGAUGCAACUUGGUGACAUCAAAUUGGAGAUUUCCAACCUGAGGAACGAAAUGAAAGAACUAGCAGAUGAGGUCAGGAAGGGUAAUAGUCCAAUUGUGGUGGGCAAUGCAGCUGUUUUUGUUGUGUUUUUGGCAAUGUUAGGUGCUCUCCUAGUGGCAAUGUUUCGAAAGUAAUGAGGAAUGGUCAUGUAAUGUAGCUGUUUUAGCUUAGAGUUUGAACUUCAUGUCAUUUGGUUGUAAUUGGAGCUUGAUUUAUGUGCAAUAUAUGACCAAG
This is a messenger RNA of Panicum virgatum (switchgrass), 1615 nucleotides long. RefSeq lists its product as uncharacterized. Lineage: Eukaryota; Viridiplantae; Streptophyta; Magnoliopsida; Poales; Poaceae. The transcript has 3 exons. Bases 679 to 1515 code for a protein of 278 amino acids. The record is from RefSeq and is a predicted model, not a curated record.